Molecule: messenger RNA, 912 nt
Organism: Caenorhabditis remanei
Lineage: Eukaryota; Metazoa; Nematoda; Chromadorea; Rhabditida; Rhabditidae
Exons: 4
Coding region: 1-912 (303 amino acids)
Source: RefSeq, a predicted model, not a curated record
AUGAUCACAGCUAUGAAAAUCGGGGCGAAUAUGGACGAAGAAAGAAUGAGAGACAAAUUCUGGGAUCAAGAGGAGAAAGAAAAAAAAGUCUCCCCGAUCCCAUUCCUCCUCCAAAUCAACAAACUGACGGUCCCUUCCAAUGGAGAAAUGAAGAUAACCGUGACAAACCCCUCUAAAGAGGAACAAAUCACAAUUUUCGAAUUUGAUUCAUAUUUUUUCACGCUCUUCUCAGAGGACUUCAAACUAUUCAAAGGUUACCAGGACUGGCAUUUCGAUUCCAUUAAACGAGGAAUUAAUGUGUUGGCGCCAGGUGAGACGGUGACUUUUCAAUUGAAGACUAGAAAUCACGAUCCGAAGAAUCCCAGGGACAAUCCCCAAUACAGGUACUCAAAACCUGCGGGUUACUUUAAUGUGCAUCACCGAAAAUAUGAUAAGGGAGAGGAGGCAAAACUCGGGAAGAUUCAGAAUAUGAUUAAUGUCGAUGACUUUUUGGAGGAGAAAGGCAAAGUAUGGGCGGUUUGUGAACAGGAUUUCGAAUUUGAGAAUGACAAGACGGAGAAGUUUGAGUAUUUCAAGAUGGGCCAUCAGGCUAUGCUGCAAUAUCGAUAUGAGAUGGAGACAGCAGACCAAGGAGAGUUCUGCAGUCAAAUUUAUCAUAUCUUCACAAUGCGCCAAAGCAAAUGGAAUUUCCAACGUGGACUUGAAGGUCGAUCAGUUACUUUCAUUCCGGAGACGUCGUCCAAAGAUAUUGAAUCGAAAUUUGUCACGGAAAAUAGGAAAUUCGAAUUUGAUUUGCUUUAUGCCGACGAGCCAAGAAAGAAGACGAAUUUGACACCAGCGGAGAAAGCGACGGAGGCGCGCCAGAAGAAAGAGGGGAAGAAAAAGAAGAAUCCGUGUUGCUCAAUUUCGUGA